AUGUCUGAUCGAAUUUGUGGUUGUAGUGUGGUUACUUCAGCGGGAGUUAUCACAAGUCUUCAGCUUAUCGUUCUUCUUCUGACCCUAUCAAGUACCGGUCUGAUUUUGGAUCGUUACCACAAAUGGCAAACCCAAUACCUUCAAAUCAACUCUUCUAGUACUGAAGAAGUGACAAUCAGUACGGUACAUAAAUAUGAAGGAACAAUUUGGAGUGAAGCUUUGAUGGAAUUGGGAAUGGCUUGGUAUGUCGCUUUUGGAACCUUCUGGCUUUUCUCCGUACUAAUCCUCACGCUCUCUUUCAAAUACUAUCGCCCGGUUUUCGUCAUACCGAAUUGUACAGCUUUAUUGGUUGGAAUCUUCUUCAAUCUUUUUCUGUUUGGAAUAUUACUAGCAAGAAUAUUAGACGUGCCAAAAGAUUUGCGAACUGAUGAAUUGGAAGAAGCGAUUAUUAUAUAUUCAAUGGGAUUGUCUCUUUUCGCAUUUCUCAGCUGCGUAUUUUUCCUUAUAUUCAUCAUCAAGUACCAUAAUUUCUUAAAGAAACGGUACGGACAUCAAGUUCCGAAGUUUGUGCAAUCUCGUGCGAGAACCGGAUACCACGAGGACGUAUAUUGA
This is a messenger RNA of Caenorhabditis bovis, 612 nucleotides long. Lineage: Eukaryota; Metazoa; Nematoda; Chromadorea; Rhabditida; Rhabditidae. The record is from the annotation of a GenBank genome assembly.